UGAGGAAGUUCUGAUCCGGGGAGUGGAGAUUUGUUUGAGACUCCCGCUGCCGCCGCCAUGCCGUCCACGUCCAAGACCCUGUACUUCACCUCCAGUGCCCUGGCCACGGCCAUAUCGGUGGGAAUAUUGGGCUUCGCCAUGUCCACAGAGUGGGCGACCAAGACCAUGAUCUGCGCCCGGGGAACAGGCAACUUCUUUAACGGCUCGGCCACCAUCACGCUGGAGCUUUUUGACGCCAAGCUGGAGAGAGACAUUUGUCCCCUGUUCGGACCCCCUGUGGACUUCCCAGUGUUUCCAAAGCUGAUAGAAACCAAAGGCGUCCCUGUGGUUCUGCACGGAGUGUCCUUGGUUCUGCUGGUGUUGUGUCUGCUGUCGUCGACCAUCAGCAUCCUGGUGUCGCUCUACAACAGCGUCAGUAACCCCUACGAGACCUACAUGGGGCCCGUGGCCAUCUACACCUGCAGCUCUAUCAGCGCGUGUUUGUCCUUCCUGGUCCUCGUCCUUUUCGUGGCCAACUUCCUGGCGACCACCAUAGCCGAGGACCUGGUGAGGAGCUUCGCCGAGAACGUCCCGGUGGAGCUGAGGAUCACCUCGUCCCAGAUGCAGCUGGGCUACUUCCUGCUCAUCCCGUACACGGUGCUCUCGCUGCUCGCCGUCGCCCUCAUCUACGCCUACGACCACGCCGCCUACACCCAGCGGCGGGAGCAGCAGAGGCCCACGGAGGACGCGCCCAAGGAGAUCAUGAUGUAUUAGGACGCCCGCGCUAUUUAAGUCGCUUACAGCGUGUAUGUAUGUAUGUACAGUCAAUGUUCUGGAAAGGGGGCGGGGCUAUGUUGAUGCCGUCUGCUUCCUGGGGAAAUUACGUGCAGAAUGAACCAAAAAAGGAACUCUAUAGCAGUGUCUUUUAAGCCGAAGCACAUUUUUUUAUUGAAAAAAAUGCAGAAAUCAUUAAAGGGGAACAUUAUCACCAGACUUAUGUAAGCGUCAAUAUAUACUUUGAUGCUGCAGAAAAAAGACCGUAUGUUUUUUUAACCAAUUUCCGAACUCUAAAAGGGUGAAUUUGGUCGAUUGAAGCGCCUUUCGAUUGUUCGCCGUCGGAGCGAUGACCUCUCACCCGUGACGUCACAACGGGAAGCAAUCCGCCAUUUUCUCAAACACAUGACACACUCCAAGUCAAAUCAGCUCUGUUAUUUUCCGUUUUUUCGACUGUUUUCCGUACCUUGGAGACAUCCACCAACAACACCCGUUGACUUACGAGGAGUGUGCUAAUCAGACAGUUUCUCACUACAUGACUGGAAGCUAAUCGAUGCUAACAUGCUAUUUAGGCUAGCGGUAUGUACAUUUGUAGCGAUAUUUUCAUCCAGCCUUUCCCUCCGCCCACAUUUAAUGCCAAACAAACACAUACCCAUCGACGGAUUCAAGUUGCACCAGUGGUCAAAAGAUGCGAAAGUCCCCCGUUUGUUCUGCACACCUUACCGACGAUAGCGAUGCUAUAACAGAGAUGUGUGGAUAUCCUGCGAUACUCAAAGCAGAUGCAUUUCCAUACGAUAAAGUCAACGAAAUCACAAAGGUGAGUUUUGUUGAUGUUAUUGACUUAUGUGCUAACCAGACAUAUUUGCUCACCGCAUGACUGGAAGCUAAUCGAUGCCAACAUGCUAUUUAGGCUAGCUGUAUGUAUAUUUGUAGCGAUAUUUGCAUCCAGCCUUUCCCUCCACCCACAUGUAAUGCCAAACAAACACAUCCCAAUCGACGGAUUCAAGUUGCACCAGUGGUCAAAAGAUGCGAAAGUCCCUCGUUUGUUCUCCACAUUUUACCGACGAUAGCGAUGCUACGACAGAGAUGUGUGGAUAUCCUGCGAUACUCAAAGCAGAUGCAUUUCCAUACGAUAAAGUCAACGAAAUCACAAAGGUGAUUUUUGUUGAUGUUAUUGACUUAUGUGCUAACCAGAAAUAUUUACUCACGGCAUGACUGCAAGCUAAUCGAUGCUAACAUGCUAUUUAGGCUAGCUGUAUGUACAUUUGUAGCGAUAUUUUCAUCCUGCCUUUCCCUCCGCCCACAUUUAAUGCCAAACAAACACAUACCCAUCGACGGAUUCAAGUUGCACCAGUGGUCAAAAGAUGCGAAAGUCCCUCGUUUGUUCUCCACAUUUUACCGACAAUAGCGAUGCUACGACAGAGAUGUGUGGAUAUCCUGCGACACUCAAAGCAGAUGCAUUUCCAUACGAUAAAGUCAACAAAAUCACAAAGGUGAGUUUUGUUGAUGUAAUUGACUUAUGUGCCGAUCAGACAUACUUGCUCACGGCAUGACUGGAAGAUAAUCGAUGCUAACAUGCUAUUUAGGCUAGCUGUAUGUACAUAUUGCAUCAUUAUGCCUCAUUUGUAGCUAUAUUUGCAUCCAGCCUUUCCCUCCACCCACAUUUAAUGCCAAACAAACACAUACCAAUCGACGGAUUCAAGUUGCACCAGUGGUCAAAAGAUGCGAAAGUCCCCCGUUUGUUCUGCACAUUUUACCGACGAUAGCGAUGCUACGACAGAGAUGUGUGGAUAUCCUGCGAUACUCAAAGCAGAUGCAUUUCCAUACGAUAAAGUCAACGAAAUCACAAAGGUGAGUUUUGUUGAUGUUAUUGACUUAUGUGCUAAUCAGACAUAUUUGCUCACGGCAUGACUGGAAGCUAAUCGAUGCUAACAUGCUAUUUAGGCUAGCUGUAUGUACAUAUUGCAUCAUUAUGCCUCAUUUGUAGCUAUAUUUGCAUCCAGCCUUUCCCUCCGCCCACAUUUAAUGCCAAACAAACACAUACCAAUCGACGGAUUCAAGUUGCACCAGUGGUCAAAAGACGCGAAAGUCCCUCGUUUGUUCUGCACAUUUUACCGACGAUAGCGAUGCUACGACAAAGAUAGCACAUAAAUGUGUGGAUAUCCUGCGACACUCAAAGCAGAUGCAUUUCCAUACGAUAAAGUCAACGAAAUCACAAAGGUGAGUUUUGUUGAUGUUAUUGACUUAUGUGCUAAUCAGACAUAUUUGCUCACGGCAUGACUGGAAGCUAAUCGAUGCUAACAUGCUAUUUAGGCUAGCUGUAUGUACAUAUUGCAUCAUUAUGCCUCAUUUGUAGCUAUAUUUGCAUCCAGCCUUUCCCUCCGCCCACAUUUAAUGCCAAACAAACACAUACAUACAUAAUUAAGGUACUUAAUUAAUUAAUUUACACACUAUAAUACAAAACAGGGAAAACAAAGGGCGUGCUCAGUGGUGGAUAAUAAUCUAGACUAAACUCAAAACAAAACAGCACAAUGGCAUGACUAUAUACAAAUAAACAAAAUAUACUAUCAACGGUACAAAACAAAACAAAACCUUGCACAAAGGCAUAAAUACAAAUAAGAUCUUACGUGGCGUGGUCAAAACAAUAAUCAGCGUGGCAAGGAAAGGUAGAUGCGUGGUCUUGAGGGUUCGAUACAAAGUCCGGUAGGUAAAGCAGGUACGUAAGUAGCAUGUAAAGUUCCCAGGACGAGGACAGGGACAGAAUGGCUUAAAUAAUGACUAUGAUGAUUAGUGACAGGUGUGAGGCUGAGGACAGGAGCGUGACUUGUUGACAAGGUGGAAACUAAUGAGUAACUAUGGAAACAAACAAAACUAGAAAAUGCAAAAUGGGAAACAAGAGACCAAAAACAAAACAUAAACCCGGAUUAACAGGCAUGACAUUUAAUAAGUAGGACACUUUUGUAUCCCCAGUUAUUUUACUGUGAUUUGUUUUUAAGUGUCAUUGCUCCAAAAAUAAUAAUGAAUCAAAAUCCAAAAUUAAGGCUCCAAUUAUUAUAUAAUCUCAAAUAUUCCACCUAAAAAAGUUAUUGGGUGAAAAUAUUGCAUAUUUUGUGUUUUUUUCCAUUUUUUUUUUCCAAUGUUGAUCUAGAGAUUUAAAACUUGCAUAAUGGUAAAAAAUUAUAAUACUGAAUAAUGACACAUUUUUAAUUUUUUUUUUUGACCAAAACCCUUUGGGGAUCAUAACUGAG
This is a messenger RNA of Nerophis ophidion (straightnose pipefish), 4001 nucleotides long. RefSeq names its product clarin-3. The transcript is spliced from 3 exons. The coding region runs from base 58 to 753 and encodes 231 amino acids. The record is from RefSeq and is a predicted model, not a curated record. NCBI's taxonomy places the organism in Eukaryota, Metazoa, Chordata, Actinopteri, Syngnathiformes, Syngnathidae.